Nematolebias whitei (Rio pearlfish) is the source of this 1647-nucleotide messenger RNA. RefSeq names its product ras GTPase-activating protein 3. The transcript has 15 exons. The coding region runs from base 1 to 1647 and encodes 548 amino acids. Gene Ontology annotation, biological process: regulation of GTPase activity. Lineage: Eukaryota; Metazoa; Chordata; Actinopteri; Cyprinodontiformes; Rivulidae. The record is from RefSeq and is a predicted model, not a curated record.
AUGACUUCUCCCACAGGGCACCUCAAGGACAUGCUGAGGGAGCGGCUCUCUAGACCUUUAUUUACCCCUGCUGACCCUGCAUGCUGGGCCCACGGAGAGACAUCCCACUGUUCCUGGUACCGUGUUCCCAUGGAGGACACGUUACCGCUGCACCCGACCCGGAUCAUUAACCCACCAGCCCAAGCUGCGUCCCAACGGUCAACACUCGAGUUGACUCCAGAAGUUCUUCAGUUGUGGGUGUACAUCACCGAGCUGUGUUAUAACCAGAAACAGGACCGGAAGCUGGAAGUUGAAGCCACCAAGGACGAACGCCCCGGUCUGAUGAAAAUUUGGUUCUGGUUUGGUUUCAUCAGAGUCCUGGAGUGCCAAGGCCUCCCUAUCGUCAACGGGCAGUGCGAUCCCUACGCUGCUGUUUCCUUACUCGGCCCUUCAAGGUCAGACGCAAAAAAGACCAAAGCUCGGAGGAAAACCAACAAUCCUCAGUUUGACGAGGUUUUCUAUUUCGAGGUGACGCGGCCGCUGAGCUACACGAAGCGUCAGUUCGAUGUGGAGGAGGAGGAUGUGGACAAACUGGCUCUGAGAGUGGAUCUGUGGAACGCCAGCAACCUGAAGUUUGGGGACGAGUUUCUGGGAGGUGUGCGAGUCCCUCUGCGGGUUUUGGGUCAAGCUGGAGUUCACGAUGCCUGGUACUUCCUGCAGCCCAGAGAAAAUGGAGGCAAGUCAGUGAAGGUAGAAGACCUUGGCUCUCUGCGUCUGAACAUCGUUUACACCGAGGACCACGUCUUCCCCUCCGAACACUACACCCCCCUCAGAGAUCUGCUGCUGCACUCUGCUAAUGUCCAGCCCGUGUCGGCGUCUGCAGCCCACGUUCUGGGGGAGGUGUGUCGAGAGAAGCAGGAAGCUGCCGUCCCGCUCGUGCGUCUCUUCCUUCAUUACGGCAAAAUAGUGCCUUUCAUCAGCGCCAUCGCUCACGCUGAAAUCAACCGAACACAGGAUCCAAACACUAUUUUUCGGGGAAACUCUCUGACUUCUAAGUGCAUCGAUGAGACCAUGAAGCUGGCUGGGAUGCACUAUCUUCAAGUCACGCUGAAACCGAUCAUAGACGAGAUCUGCACAGAACACAAACCCUGUGAAAUCGACCCGGUGAAGCUCAAAGAGUCUGAGAACUUGGAGACCAACAGGGAAAACCUUCGUCAGUACGUCGACCGCAUCUUCAACGUCAUCACCGCCUCUGGAGUUCGCUGUCCCACCGUCAUGUGCGACAUCUUCUUCUCUCUGCGGGAGUCCGCCUCCACCCGUUUCCAAGUUGACCAAGAUGUCCGAUACACGGCCGUGAGCAGCUUCAUCUUCCUGCGGUUCUUCGCUCCGGCCAUCCUGUCCCCGAACCUGUUCCACCUGCGGCCCCACCACCCCGACCCCGCCACCUCACGGACCCUCACCCUCAUCUCCAAGACGAUCCAGACCCUCGGAAGCCUCGCCAAGUCCAAAUCUGCCAACUUCAAAGAGUCCUACAUGGCUGCGUUUUACGACCACUUCAACGAGCAGAAGUACGCGGACGCCGUGAAGAACUUCCUGGACCUGAUCUCCACCUCUGGAAAGUGGGAUCAGCGGAGCAUCGAAACGCCGAUCAUGCUCAAAGAAGGGUAA